Perca fluviatilis (European perch) is the source of this 635-nucleotide messenger RNA. It is a transcript of the gene gphb5, whose product is annotated as glycoprotein hormone subunit beta 5. Gene Ontology annotation, molecular function: hormone activity. Gene Ontology annotation, biological process: regulation of thyroid hormone receptor signaling pathway; G protein-coupled receptor signaling pathway. Bases 148 to 540 code for a protein of 130 amino acids. The record is from RefSeq and is a predicted model, not a curated record. The transcript is spliced from 5 exons. NCBI's taxonomy places the organism in Eukaryota, Metazoa, Chordata, Actinopteri, Perciformes, Percidae. Gene Ontology annotation, cellular component: cytoplasm; extracellular region.
AGAAAAAAAAGCUACUCCUUUUCUUUUUAGUCCCAUUCCUUAAGCCGGUUGGAAUUCAGUCGCUGCCAUGCUUUAGUGUCCUUGAGCAAGUCAUUGACACUUUUCCAGCCUCUUCUACAUCGGUUCUUUUUACCUGAAGCAUCUCAUAUGAAGACACAAUGUUGUGUUGCAUCUCUUCUUCUCAGUGGGCCUGGCCUGGCCCUGUGCUGCUUUCUGCUCUGGAUCUCUCUGCAGCCAGACUCCCUCCACCGGGUGUCAGCCGUCAACCUGCGGCGCUUCAUUGGUUGUGCCGUGCGGGAGUUCACCUUCCUGGCCAGGAAGCCCGGCUGCGGGGGCCUGCACAUCACCACUGACGCCUGCUGGGGGCGCUGUGAGACCUGGGAGAUGACUCUGGUCCACAAGCAAGAAAGCAUUCCAGGACGGAGCGUGUGUCUGGAAUCCCUGUCCGUCAGUAGACAUCACUGCCACCACCAUCUGCAUAUGAGUCAACACCACACAGGAAACCAGCCGGUCGCCCAGAGCUGGAUGGGUGUAUUCUAACGCAAGCUCGGCCUGCCACUUCAUCUUGGGACCCAGUUGAAGCAACUUUUCCUGACAAGCCCGGAGGUUCGACCGGAGGUACUGCCAUCCGUCAC